This is a messenger RNA of Homarus americanus (American lobster), 5074 nucleotides long. Its product is annotated as transient receptor potential channel pyrexia-like. Gene Ontology annotation, cellular component: membrane. Gene Ontology annotation, biological process: transmembrane transport; monoatomic ion transport. The record is from RefSeq and is a predicted model, not a curated record. NCBI's taxonomy places the organism in Eukaryota, Metazoa, Arthropoda, Malacostraca, Decapoda, Nephropidae. Gene Ontology annotation, molecular function: protein binding; monoatomic ion channel activity.
UUUCACCUUGUCAUUAUUCUUAAGUUCUCCCUAUUUGGUACAACUAACACACCGUUCUCUUUUAGGAACAGCCAUGCAGGGGGGCGGCUCUCCUGGGGGUGAUGUGGAGGACCAUUAUGUACAGGAGAUGCUCGUCGCUGUCCAAACAGGUGACGAGGAGAAGCUACGAUUAACUGAAGCAACUCCCAGCAAAGCAGGCGUGAACCAUGUUUAUCCACAUCCAGUGUCUGCCACAGCUCUCCAUGUUGCCACACAGAAUGAAUCCGUCGAACUAGUGCGAGUCCUCUUGCAGGCUGCAGCUGAUCCCAAUGCUCGGGAUCUUCAGAGUGGCAGGAAGUAUUGUCCAAUACAUUAUGCUACAAAUAAUGGCAACAUAGAAAUCCUUCAAGCACUUCUCAAAGCAGGGGCAGAUCCUAAUGCAAAGGAGGGAGAAUACGCCGACAUCCCUCCACAUCUUGGCUACUCGCUGAAGACUAACGAGGACAACUUUAAAGCAUGUCUUGAUGCUCUUCUCUCUUGCAAUAAGAUUAAAGUUGACACUGUAGACAGUAAAAAAUCUUCACCUCUCUUUAUGGCCGCUACAAAGAGUUGGGAGUACAUGACACGUCAAAUGAUUCUCAAAGGAGCUAAUGUUGACGCUGCCGUUGGAAGAAAAACAGCUCGUGAUGUCAUCAACAAGAAUUUACCCUGUCUUCUUGACACAAUUGAUUUUUCUGUGAUUGAAAAACCCCAAAGAUAUUUCAGUGAGGAGUUAUAUGAUGCCCUAGUUAAUCAUGAUUUAGACCUCUUUAGAGAAAUCCUUGAUGAAAUUAACAGUUCUGAGGAAAAGUCUAAGGCUUCCAUUCUGGAAGAGGACCACGGAGAGUAUACACUUCUACAGUAUGCAUGUGACAAAGGACUUCCUGAUUUUGUUGAGGAACUACUCAAGAAUGGGGCUAAUCCAUCCAGAAAAGAUGACACCAACAAUAAUACCCCAAUCCUGUAUAUACCAGAAAUGGAUAUCACGAGAUAGAAAAUGCUCAUAAAAUCCUUAAGAGAAGGGCGUGAAUUGGAGAAAGGGGCACUGAAGCAAGCAGACUUACUAAAAGAAACUCCUCUGCACAAAGUGGUAAAGAGAGAAUAUAAACUAAAGAAUGAAGGUGUCAACUAUUACAAGUGUCUAGAACUACUCCUGAAAGAGAGGCGUUAUUUAGACAUUGAUGCCCAAGAUAGCUUUGGCUGCACACCUCUCCACUACGCUGUCCUCUGUGAUGAUCAAAGCUUUGUUCGUACUUUGCUGUUGAAUGGAGCUAAUUUAGGCAUCAAGAACAAGUUUGGAACUCUUGCAAUUACUCGAAUCCAAGCAUCAGUCCUCGAGGAAGUUCUUAAUGAAUGUAUUGAACACAACCGUAAUGUGGCCGAUCGUGACUUUGAAAUAAUCCUUCGCUAUAGCAUGCUGGCUCCAUCACAGUCUUCUCAACAGCCAGAAACAGAGUGUCUACGGUUCCUAAGUGCAUCACGUAAACACAGGCGACUACUGCUCCAUCCCAUCAUCGACACUUUCCUUUUCCUUAAGUGGCAGAGAAUUAAGCAAUAUUACUUUUUCAAUAUCUUUGCCUACACAGCCUUCCUCAUUCUUCUCACAGCUUAUAUUCUGAUCUUCCAUGGCUCAUUUAUCCCUGCAUCAGAAGAAGAAACUGGACAGAAUAAUACAGAGGUGCCAGAUACCAACAGCACUGCAACAAAUUUGGAGAUGGUCAGAGAGAAAAUGAUGGAGAGCAUGACUGUCAAAUAUAUCCUGAAAGGUUUAAUUUCACUCUUUGCACUCUAUAUAGCAGUGAGGGAAGGUGUCCAGUUUUUUGUCUCAUGGAAGCUCUAUGUCUCACGCCUGGAGAACUGGCUGGAAAUCUCAAUUGUUUUGCUCACUACUAUUCUGUUAUUCAUUCCAAUAGGUGCUGGAUCACUACAAAGUCUCUCUGCUUGGCUCAUACUCUUCUCCUGGAUUGAGUUCAUUCUCUUACUUGGCCGUCACCCUUAUCUUGCAGUGUACAUCACCAUGUUCACAACAGUCACUUAUAACUUCCUCAAGUUUAUCAUCAUGCCUUUCAUGAUCAUAGCAUUCAGCAUCAGCUUCUAUCUGGUGUUCCAAGUUGAUGAUAAUUUCAUGACAUACCACCAGUCACUGCUUAAAACUAUUGCUAUGACAACGGGUGAGCUAGAGUAUUCAGAAUUACCCCUUUCAGCCUUCCCUGUAUCCUCUCACCUCUUAUUUGUGUUGUUUGUAUUCCUAAUAGUUCUUGUCUUAAUGAACCUCCUUAAUGGUCUGGCUGUCAGCGAUAUCCAACAAAUCCAGCAGGAAGCUGAAAUUGUCAGUUUUAGCAGUCGUGUUGAACUAAUUUCCUAUAUUGAAUCUGUAUUUCUGGGAAGUCCAUUGCAGCAAAUAGUCCCAGGACCAAUCAAAUGCUGUGAGAAGGGAGAGACUGCCACUUUGUGUCCUGUGCGGACUCUCGAACCAGUAAUGAGGCUGCUCAACUGGCUGGGGCGGCGGACACUCAUGUUUCAGUCUUGCCUUAAUGAUAAGCACUACAUAACCAUGUACCCCAACCGUGACGUUGAACGCUGGAGUGUCUGUGACUGUCACACGUUCCAUCUCAAGGAAGCCCAUAUUGAAGCUGCAAAAGAUGUGGUUCUCGAGAAAGAAUAUGCUGUCGCUAACCACCGUCUCACUGGCCUCGAAACUCGUCUGGAUGAAGUGAUGGCUGCUAUUUCAUCUCUCACAGAAAAAGUAAACACGUCCUCUGCCCAUCACCACAGUGACGGUCAGAGUCUUCCGAGGCUCUGACACCAGUUAACAUUUGAUUUACUUAGAUCUCACACUGCGCUUAAUAAUUUAGUUACCAAAUGCUGAACUGUAUGUCUACUACAAUUGAACAGCAAAUGAUAUUUCUAAAUAUUAAAGGUAUUAAUAAUGUAUACCUUACAAUUAUACAGCCUAAGGUAUCAUUUUAUUAUUGUAUGUAAUUCAUAUACAGUAUAUACAGUAGUGUGACACUCAAGUGGGCAAAAAUGAUUGUGGUGCUGUGUAGUGAAUGUCUGUUGUUCACAUAACUAGUGAAUUGUACUUAUGUUGUUGCGAGAUAAUUAAGUAGGUGUUUAUUUCUAUUUCCACACAAAGGAAAUUGAUAUAUACUGUACUGUACAGUACUUACUAAACUACUGUAGCGUAUUUAACUAAAAUCUGGAAUGUAUUUUGUGAUAAUACAUAGGUUAAGAACUUUUUUUUUUUAGAUAAGUAAGUGAUAAUGCAUCUCCCUCCAGAGGAGCUUAUUUAUAUGCCAGUACAUAAAGGAGUGAAGCUUUUACUGCAUCAUUGAUCUAAAAUUGUAGAACGUAUAAAUUAAUGAAAUAUCCACCCUAAGAGAAUGUAGUACAAGUAUAUCUAUUACCCUGUAUACAGCUCAUUGUUCUGGGAAUCCUUGUACUGUACUGUACUUUAAAUUGGACAUAUUUACUCUCAUUUAUGACAAUUAUUUUAGAAAGAUACAGAAUUUGUACUUAAUUGUGUUUUAACUUGGACAAUUUCCCCUUUCCUGGGGUGUUUGUUUCCCUUUAUCUAAACCAGAGAUAAAGUGGGGGAGGAAUAAAGCUUACAGUUAGGUGUUUAGACUACUGUACUGUACUGUACUUCAAAAUAAGACAAACAAAACAUAUUGUUGAAAAUUACAUAAUCGGUGAAUGAUUACAAGAUAUCCAAACCUGACUACCCAGUUAAGUGUGAUAAAAAUGUACAAUAUUGUUACAAACUAUAAAAAAAAAAGAGAAUUUCUUUAUAUACAGUAGAAGUUGUUUGGUUAUAAUUUUGUAUGUAAUGUUAAGAGUAAACAUUCACUGUGUUUGCUGGAACUACUGUUGGAAAACCCUGCUUAAUAAAAUUAUAUACUCUACAGUACAGUACUGUACUUCAUAUUAAUUGGUGGAAUAUUUAUGCAUAAUCUGGUAUAUUUUCUUAAGUUUUCUGGAGAAGUGAUUUACUAGUGGUUUGUGAUGCUCAAGGCACUUGUACACCAAGUACUUAUUAAUAAAUUUCAACAUGAAAAUUAGCUUCCUGCAGGUGAGCGGUCCUCAGAUGUAUGGAAACCUUUGCUUUAUUUUAUAUAACUGAAACUUUUGCCUUUAUAGUAAUUUACUGUAUAUAUCAUAUAACAUUUUCUAUAUCGUAUACAUGAUCUGUGAAUAUGACAUCACCUAUCUGGGAAAAAAAAUAAUAUAUAUAUAUAUAUAUAUAUAUAUAUAUAUAUAUAUAUAUAUAUAUAUAUAUAUAUAUAUAUAUAUAUAUAUAUAUAUAUAUAUAUAUAUAUAUAUAUAUAUAUAUAUAUAUAUAUAUAUAUAUCAAUCAGUGAGGGAAGGUGUCCAGUUUUUGGUCUCAUGGAAGCUCUAUGUUGAUCACCUGACAAUCACCUCACCUACAAUAUUUACUGGACUACUUAAUGCAUUUAACUAACAAUACACUGGCAUUGGAAACAAGGGAGCACCAGCAACACCCCCUAAUAUUCAGAGUGCAAUAUUUUACAUUAAGUGCCUCCCCCACCCAGGAAAAUAAAAGUUUAGACUGCAAUUUAAUUUGCCAUGUUCAGUACACUCCCCCAAAAAGAGCUUAGCUUUGGAAGGAAACGUUCCUAUGCCUAUAGAGCACAAGUGGAGGGAUAUGAUUAAAACAAUAUUAAUUGACAAUAUAUUCAGUAUAAGAUAUGUACUGUAUACUGUACCAGUUAGCUUUCCAUCAACUGGAGGAAAAGUAAUUUUCAACAGUAAUGUAUUUCACAAGUCAUGUAAUAAGACCAUAGGUCUCUCCUACACUUUCUGUAACUGUUGUUCUGUUUACCAUCAGUAUGUGUGCAGCCUUACUGUAAGUUUGUGGUAAAGUACUGUACUCCAUAAGGUAGUAUGAUGUAAAAUGCCUUAAAAGGUUAACAGUGUUGAGUGAAAAUAUAAUUAAAAUAGUGUAUAUAGCCUUCAUACAACUAUAUUGCUUUGUAAAACUAAAUUCAAGCAAUGUAUCUGGUUUUGCUACUCAAAUAAAGUGGAUAUUGUGCUG